Lynx canadensis (Canada lynx) is the source of this 1192-nucleotide messenger RNA. RefSeq names its product charged multivesicular body protein 4A (gene CHMP4A). The record is from RefSeq and is a predicted model, not a curated record. NCBI's taxonomy places the organism in Eukaryota, Metazoa, Chordata, Mammalia, Carnivora, Felidae. Gene Ontology annotation, cellular component: ESCRT III complex; cytoplasmic side of plasma membrane; multivesicular body. Gene Ontology annotation, biological process: late endosome to vacuole transport via multivesicular body sorting pathway; vesicle budding from membrane. The transcript has 6 exons. Bases 245 to 901 code for a protein of 218 amino acids.
GUGUGGGGAAGGCCAUGGCCCCCGGCUGUCGCGAAGACCCCGUCCAGGGCCCAGGCCUCCUCACGUGCCAGGAGGCCCCGCCUUGUCGGGCUGUUUGGCUCUGGCUGUCUUCCUUCCCCCGCCCCAGGGAGAAGAGCUCGGGGUUGGGCCGGAACGUGAAUGGAGGGAACCCACUGUUUAGGCUGGGGAGUUGAGUUUCCGACUGUCAUCAUCUAGUCCUUUCCAAAACACUGGUUCUUCCUCUAUGCUGGCCAAGGGGGGAAUCCGAGGGAAGAAAGAGAAGGGGCCAACCCCUGAAGAGGCAAUACAGAAACUGAAGGAGACAGAGAAGAUAUUGAUCAAGAAACAAGAGUUUCUGGAGCAGAAGAUUCAACAGGAGCUACAAAUGGCCAAGAAGCAUGGGACCAAGAAUAAGAGAGCUGCCCUACAGGCUUUGCGGAGGAAGAAAAGAUUCGAACAGCAGCUGGCACAAACCGAUGGGACAUUAUCUACCCUGGAGUUUCAGCGUGAGGCCAUUGAGAAUGCCACCACCAAUGCAGAAGUGCUUCGGACCAUGGAGCUUGCUGCCCAAGGCAUGAAGAAGGCCUACCAGGACAUGGACAUUGACAAGGUGGAUGAACUGAUGGCCGACAUUACAGAACAACAGGAGGUGGCCCAGCAGAUCUCAGAUGCCAUUUCUCGGCCUGUGGGCUUUGAUGUGGAUGAGGAUGAACUGUUGGAGGAGCUAGAGAAGCUGGAGCAGGAGGAAUUGGCCCGGGAGUUGUUACAUGUAGGCGACAAGGAGGAAGAACCCCCCAUCAAACUGCCCGGUGUACCUUCCACACAUCUACCUGAAGAGCCAGCUCCCAAAGCGGAUGAAGAUGAAGAAGCACUAAAGCAGUUGGCUGAGUGGGUGUCCUGAUGUGUCUGGGCUUGUUUUCCUGGCGCUGACUUCAUUGGUCUCUUUUCCUUAAGUGCCAAGUGCUAAGCAAAGGAACGUAGCCUUUUGGGGGGGUCCUGCUGAGGGUGAUAGUGACCCUGCCUGAAAAAGGGUUGUUGCCCUCCCCUCCCUGGCUCAACUCUGAAAGAGAAUGUUGGUGCAAGAGGAGCCCCUUGGCUUCCUUCUCUUUGAUAACAGUUACAGUGCCCUUGUUCCCAAUAAAAUCAGGCAGAUGGAACCCUAGUGUUUAUACUGCCUCAUCUACACCUGAAA